CCAACAUGAGGCCGUAGGCGCAUAUAAGAGAGGGGGACUGAGCUAGUGAAGCACAACAGAACGAACACCACCCAUCACACAGUUUACGACUAUCUAACCACAUUUCACGACACACAUGCCCCUCUUCGGAAACCGCACUCACAACGCUGGUAUGACCGGCAACAACACUGGCAUGGGCGCCGGCAACAACGGAUACGCCAACGACGGUAUGGGAGCUGGUAAUACUGGCUUUGGCCACGCCUCUGCUGGCGCCGGUACAGGCACAGGCUACAACGACGACGGUUAUGGACGCCACCACCGAGGGAUGGGUGCUGGUGCCGGUGCCGGAAACAUAGGCGGUCCCGGAACGGGUGCUUCGGGCGCCACUGGUGGAUCGACGGGAGGUGGCAAGUCCAUCGCCGGCAAGAUCGAGCAAGCCGCGGGGACGCUGUUUUGCAGCGCGCCCCUGCAGCAGAAGGGUAUCGCGAAACAGCAGGAGGCUGCUGCGACCAAGAUGCACAACCAAGCUACCAUGCUUGAACAACAGGCUGCUGGAAAUCGUGCCGGUGCUGCUAGUGGAACGACUGGUAUGGGCACUGGCCCUGGGACAGGUGGUCGGCGUCACCAUAUGGGGGGCACCGGCGGAGGUGUCGGUGGUAUGGGAGCGAAUCGUGGAUAUUGAGAUGCGGUCGCGGAUUUGCCAAACGAUACCCAGCAUAGCAUAUUACCUCUGUAAUGUAGUGGAGCCUUAGGCGGCGUGUAUAACCAUGUAUCCUUAUACUGUUACCCAAGACAAGUCAGUCAGUUACCUCAGCGCUAGGUCUGGGCAAAG
Messenger RNA from Gloeophyllum trabeum ATCC 11539, 811 nucleotides. RefSeq lists its product as uncharacterized. The record is from RefSeq and is a predicted model, not a curated record. Bases 116 to 661 code for a protein of 181 amino acids. The transcript is spliced from 3 exons. Lineage: Eukaryota; Fungi; Basidiomycota; Agaricomycetes; Gloeophyllales; Gloeophyllaceae.